AUGGCGUUCCGCUCUUCCCUCCCCCUUCGAGUUGCGCGACCAUACCCAUCAUCCUACCUGUCAUGCUGCCUCCGAGAAAAUACAAGGAGUCCAACUUCUCCUCUCUAUGAUAUUGCGAGAAGGUCUUCACUAACUGAAAUAUUUCCUGUUUGCUUUGCAGAGGCUGCUAUGUUCCGGGCCUACUCAAAGGGCUCAGCUCGAAUGCCCAGUGAUCUUCUGCAAGCUGUGGGUGAUGAGGUUGCAAAGGGCCUAACUGCCCCUUCGGCAACUCCCUCACAUGAAACCUCUAGGGAACCUUCAGAGUCCUCCACCCCCCUGCUUCUGCCGGUAGCCCCUCCUGAGGCUGGCCCCGUAGCUCUGGAGCCCAUUGAGGAAGAGCGGGCUCCUUCUCCUCCCCCGGACAAAUGCCUACGGCUCCAGCGCAAACGUAAAAGAGUCGCGCCUUCGGUCCAGGCUUCUCCGCUUCACCCGCCCAAACGGGCUUCUUCCAAGCCUCCCAAAGUCCAAGUGCCAACACCCAGAGUUCCUGCUCAGGAGUCCCCCCGGGUGGCGGAAGUCCUGGCCCCUACUCCCGUCCGGGCUUUGGCUCCGGAUCAGGCCGGUCCUUCUGCUGGAAACCAGCCCGGGAGCUCUGCGACCCCUUCCUCUCUUCCGAAUGCCCCUUACCCUUCAUCUUCACGCACCAGGGGACGACCUCAGAGGAACGAACGGGAUUUCACUACCUCCUGGCGCCUACCCUCCGAGGCUGAAUCGGAUCCGGUCAGGGGACAUACCCCCGCCAGUGCUUCCUUCAGAGUGGCUUCCCGGGCAUCCUGGCAGGCACGUCUAGCUAGACCUGCAGCACCCACUUCGGUUCGUCGGCCUCGACCUUCUUCUGAAGAGUCAGAUUCAGAUGGCCAGCGCCUAGCUCACAGACUUUGUCGAAGGUAUGUCGAUCCAGACUUGGAUGAUGCUGGUCCGUCCGAUGAACCGGUCCCUCCAUCUCGGGAUGCCCAAGAGACCCGCGCGCCUGUUCCCGGUCCUGGGGCGACCACAGAUUCUCUUUCCACGCGUUCCCAGGCUCCAGAGCAAAUUCCCACUUCCUUUCGGCCUACUUCUUCUUCCCGGCCUAUCAAUGUUCCUUCGGGGGCUUCUGGCAACCCGGCAGAUCCCUCAGCUACACCCCCGCCCAGUGAACCAAGACCGGGGCUAUCUUAUUCGGCCCCUCAAAAUCCUUCUGAACUAACAACACCAUCCCAGCAAUCGCCUGGCUCCUCCUAUAGCCACUAUUAUUCCACCACCCCCUCUGAGUCAGGGCUACUGCGACAAUAG
This is a messenger RNA of Zingiber officinale, 1311 nucleotides long. Its product is annotated as pollen-specific leucine-rich repeat extensin-like protein 2. The coding region runs from base 1 to 1311 and encodes 436 amino acids. The record is from RefSeq and is a predicted model, not a curated record. The transcript has 3 exons. NCBI's taxonomy places the organism in Eukaryota, Viridiplantae, Streptophyta, Magnoliopsida, Zingiberales, Zingiberaceae.